UGCAAAUCGAGACCGACAAAUCGCUACGGAUUUCUCCAGCCGGGACAAAAGACGCACAUCAUGCUGAAGAUUCAGCUCUGUACGGCCUCGAGGGACCCCAAUGUUGAAUUUAGGACACUCUCGUCACACACAUGAUGAUGCGAUGUUCCGUUCUCCGAGUCUCAGUCUGGGUAUCCUGCGUGGGAUGAUGGAUCUUCCCAAUCUCUCACCAACUAUCAUGCCAGGCAUUGCGAUACUCGGUGCAGGCAUAUUUGCCAAAGAAGCCCAUCUCCCCGCCCUUCACAAACUCGGGUCCAAGGCCCCUCCCCUCCUGGCAGUCUACUCUCGCUCCGAGAAAACCUCGCGUGAGUGUGCCGAAGCCGCCGCAGAGCUCGGUCUCGGCCCCGCACCUACACCUGCGAUCUACCACGACGCCGAGCCGUCCGUCAAUCUCGACGCCUUGCUCGCACGGGCCGACAUCACCGCCGUGAUCAUCGUCCUCCCCAUCACGCUCCAGCCCGCCAUCGUUCUCAAGGCCCUCGCGGCGGGCAAGCACGUCAUCAGCGAGAAGCCCGUCGCUCCGGAUGUCGCGGGUGGGAUCAAGCUCAUCAAUGAAUACGAGCAAAAGUACAAGCGCGAUCUCGUCUGGCGCGUUGCCGAGAACUUCGAGGCGGAGCCGGGCUACCGUGCUGCGGGCGAGAUGAUCGCGACUGGCAGCAUCGGUCAGGUGAAGCUCUUCAAGGCCAACGUGAGCAACUACAUCGACAAGAACAACAAGUACUACAACACCCCGUGGCGGACGAUACCCGAUUAUCAAGGUGGCUUCUUGUUGGACGGAGGCGUGCAUACCAUCGCUGCACUGCGCGUGAUGCUCCCGGAACCGCUCACCCAUCUCUCCUCUAUCGCAUCUCUCAAUCGCGAGCACCUCAAGCCGCACGACACGAUCCACGCUCUGGCCAGAGCUGGCUCGCAUUUCCACGGCAUCGUCGACAUGUCCUUCGCUUCCCCGACCGCGUCUACGCCGAAAGCCGACGCUUUCGUGAUCACCGGCUCCAAGGGCUGGAUGACGGUCAAUUUUGAGAAACCCGAUGGCAAAAAUACCGUGUUGCGCGUCGUUGUCAAGCGCGCGAUCGAGGUCGAGGGACAGCCGACAGAAGAAGCCGAGGAGGUCUACGAAGUGCCGCAACGCGGGAUCGAAGAAGAAUUUGGGGCGUUCUUCGACGCGAUCGCUGGCAGAGAAAGCCAAGACUUUGGAAGCCCGCUGGGAGCACUGCGAGACGUGGCAUUCAUCGAAGCGGCACUGACGAGCGAAGGAAAGGUCGUCGAUCUCGGUGCGCUGGUGGUUGGCACAGACUGAGGAGCAGGACCUGGAAUCGCUCUGGAUAAAUAUCAAUGUACGAUCGAGCACAUGCUCAAGAUAUUGGAAGCAAGUUCAUGAUAAAGCUACAUAAAUUCACAUCGACGACAACAGCACGUAAA
Molecule: messenger RNA, 1458 nt
Organism: Mycena citricolor
Lineage: Eukaryota; Fungi; Basidiomycota; Agaricomycetes; Agaricales; Mycenaceae
Source: the annotation of a GenBank genome assembly